Molecule: messenger RNA, 945 nt
Organism: Gymnodraco acuticeps
Lineage: Eukaryota; Metazoa; Chordata; Actinopteri; Perciformes; Bathydraconidae
Product: olfactory receptor 146-like
Exons: 1
Coding region: 1-945 (314 amino acids)
Biological process (GO): G protein-coupled receptor signaling pathway
Cellular component (GO): membrane
Molecular function (GO): G protein-coupled receptor activity; olfactory receptor activity
Source: RefSeq, a predicted model, not a curated record
AUGAUGGAAAACUUCACCUACAACAGCUUCAUGUUACAGCUUGAGGGAUUGAAUGUCCCAGAAGAUUCUAUGCACCAUGUGUUUGUUGUUAUCUUUUUAUCCUACUUAUUUAUAAUGUUUGCAAAUAUAGGCAUUGCCGUUCUGGUUUGCAUGGACAACAACCUUCACCAGCCCAUGUAUCUACUUUUGUGUAACCUGUUAUUCAGUGAUUUACUUGGAAACUCUAUCUUGGUGCCCCGUCUGCUUAUGGACAUGUUGAGGCCUCCCUCUGAGCGCAUCAUCAGUUAUUACGAAUGUGUGCUACAAGCUUUUACUACACACAUGUUUGGUACCACAGCUCACACAGUGCUCAUGAUUAUGGCUUUUGAUAGAUAUGUGGCUAUCUGUAAUCCUCUGCGCUAUCAUACAAUAAUGACAAACAAGAUGGUGAUCAAGCUGACAGUUUCUGCCUGGGGAGUAGCCUUGGUUUUGGUCGGGAUUCUUCUCGGUCUGACCAUACGCCUGAAUCGAUGCAGGACUAUGAUUGAAAGCCAUUACUGUGACAAUGCUGCACUUUUUAAACUGUCCUGUGAUAAUGUGUUUAUUAAUAAUGUCUAUGGCCUCACUUUCACUGUAGUCCUGUUCACAGCUUCAAUCGGCACUAUGGUUAUCACCUAUACUAAGAUAACUGUAGUCUGUCUCACCAGUAAGAGCAAGUCUUUGAACAUUAAAGCCUUGAAGACCUGCAGCACUCACCUGGUUGUGUAUCUAGUCAUGAUUUUUAGUGGGAUGUCUAUUAUUGCUCUGCAUCGUUUCCCUCAGUAUACAUACUACAGAAAAAUGUGUACUGUUUUUUUUCAUAUCGUUCCCGGCAGCCUUAACCCCAUCGUUUAUGGUCUCCAGUCAAAGGAGAUACGAAUGUUUUUUUCCAAUAUCUUUAGAUCCAAGAAAGUUUUUGCAAAGUAG